Messenger RNA from Corapipo altera (White-ruffed manakin), 970 nucleotides. It is a transcript of the gene CCDC86, whose product is annotated as coiled-coil domain containing 86. The coding region runs from base 16 to 711 and encodes 231 amino acids. The record is from RefSeq and is a predicted model, not a curated record. Lineage: Eukaryota; Metazoa; Chordata; Aves; Passeriformes; Pipridae. Gene Ontology annotation, cellular component: nucleolus. The transcript is spliced from 4 exons.
CUGCCCCACACAAACAUGGCGGCCGCCCCACACAAACAUGGCGGCCGCCCCACACAAACAUGGCGGCCGCCCCUGAGCGCCGCGGGUGCUGCCCGAUACAAACAUGGCGGCCGGGGAGACCCGGCGGCUUCGCUCUCCCGCCCCGAGCGCUCUCUGACGUCAUCUCCCCGCGACGCAGCUAGCACGUGGGCCAUGGAGGGGGAGAACGGCGGGACCCCGGGAUCGGGAUCGGGAGCCACCCCCGAGGGGCCCAGCGGGGCCGCCCCGGCCGCGGGCCCGGCCCGGCGGCGGCGGAAAGGCGCCAAGAAGCGGCAGGAGGCGGUGGCAGCCAUUCCGCGGGGCAGGCCCAAGUCGGGGAGGGUGUGGAAAGACCCCGGGAAGAAAAGGUUCUCCCACAUGAUCCAGGACAAGGCUCUCCGCACCUCCUGGGCCCGGAAGAUGAAGGAGAGGCAGGAAAAGAAGCUGGUCCGGGAUCUGGCCCGACAGCUGGAGGAAGGGAAGCGGAGGGAGCGAGAGGAGAAGAAGCGGCGGCGGGAGGAGAACCUGAAGCGGCGCCUGGAAAACGAGCGGAAAGCAGAGAUUGUCCAAGUGAUCCGGAACCCCCUGAAGCUCAAGAGGGCCAAGAAGAAGCAGCUCCGGCGGGUGGAGAAGCGGGACACGCUGGCCCUGCUCCAGAAAACCCCCGUCCGGCGCGGCACAGCCACGGAAUGAGGCGGGAAUCGGGAUCCUGCCGUGCCCGGGAUGUGCGGCUGGGAUUCCUACGGAUCCCGCUCCCUUCUCCAGGGAUGUUUUCUCUGGCUUGCAGGGCAGGAGUUGCUGCUGGGAACCCUCGGUGUCGGACAGACAACAGGGCGGAUGAUCCACAGGAACCAGCUGGAUCCCCAUCCCCAUGGAAUUGGGAUGUUGCUGGAACAGAACUUUGCUUUCCCAAAUUUGCCUUUUCCUUAUAAAAAAUGAACAGGAACUGAGA